Molecule: messenger RNA, 4079 nt
Organism: Osmia bicornis bicornis
Lineage: Eukaryota; Metazoa; Arthropoda; Insecta; Hymenoptera; Megachilidae
Gene: Top1
Product: DNA topoisomerase 1
Exons: 12
Coding region: 101-3190 (1029 amino acids)
Biological process (GO): chromosome segregation; DNA replication; DNA topological change
Cellular component (GO): nucleolus; chromosome
Molecular function (GO): DNA topoisomerase type I (single strand cut, ATP-independent) activity; DNA binding
Source: RefSeq, a predicted model, not a curated record
AUAACGACUGAGUGGUGUGCGUGUCCCCAGUUCUCUUUACUUCUCUCGCUUCUGUUAGCUCUCGCGUUGCCAGAGUCUAUCAGUCGCAUUCGUAUGAGAAAUGGAGCUUGAACAGCCAACAACGCAGUCGAAUUCCGACUCAGAAAGAAAAUCUAAAGAAAUUAGUAAUGUAACUGGGAAUCAUAGCGAUGCUCAUAUAAAUGGUAUGUCAAAUGGAUUUGAUAAAAAAAAAGAACAUAAAUCUGAACAUAGGGAUAAGGAUAAAGAACGAUCUCAUAAAUCAGAUCAUAAAGACAAAGAGAGAAGCAAAGAGAAAGACAGAAAUCAUAAGAGUGAGCAUCGGGAUAAAGAAAAAGAUAAACAUAAACAUAGUUCAAGUUCUAUUAAAGAAAAGGAUAAGCAUGAUGGUAGCAACAAUAACAAAGACAAGGAGAAAGAUAGAAAAAGUAGUUCAUCGUCCAGUAAAGAUAAAGAGCAUAAAAGCAGUAGUUCCUCGAGCAAGGAUAAAGAGAAAGAUAAAAGUAAAGAUAAAGAACAUCAUCACAAAUCUAGUUCUAGUUCCAGUUCUAAGGAUAAAGACAGGCAUCACAGUAGUUCCAAGGAUAAAGAAAGUAAAGAGAAAGACAAAGAUAAAACCAAGGAUAAAGAUAAAUACAAACAUAAUUUAAGUUCAAGUUCUAGAGAAAAAGAGAAAGAGAAAUCUGCAUCUAAAGAUAAAGAAAAGGAGAAGAAACAUUCAUCAGAUAAAGAUAAAGAAAGACAUUCCACCUCCCAUGCAAAUGACAAAGAAAAACAUCGCUCCUCAGAAAAAGACAAAGACAGGCAUAGUUUAUCAAACAAGGAUAAACAUCGUCAUGAUAAAGAUAAAGAUCGGCAUCGUCAUGACAAAGAAAAAUCAAAACAUAGAGAAGAAAAGGAUAAGAAAGAGAAGGAUAAAGAAGAAAUUAAAGUAAAAGAGGAAGUAAUGGAUGUAAAACCUAAUCAUGUUGAAAACAAUGAAUUUCAUUACAAUGCUGGUCAAGUUUUGAAGCAUGAAAUAAAAGAUGAACCUAUUUCACAAAUUGAACCGGAAGAUGAUGAUGAUAGUGGUGGAGAACAGCCAUUAUACAUCAAAGAAGAAGAAGAUGAGGAGCCUAUGAACGAAGAAGAAGGUAGUAUGGAUUCAACUGAUGGGAAUGAUACAAGACUCUCAGAUCUCCAUAACACAACUCUUAAAACUGAAGAAGAAUCAGAUGAAGAUCUGCCAUUGAACUCGAGAUCUGUAGCCCGCGUGAACGUUAAAAGAAGAAUAGCCUCGGAAGAAGAAGAGGAAGACGAUGUUCCGCUCUCAGCACGCAAAAAGACCAAGAAAAAUGAUGUAAAAAUUAAAAAAAAGAAGCGAAAACAUGGAGAUGAUGAAGAUGAAGAAGAAAUUGAACAAAAACCAAAGAAGAAAGGUGCAAGAACAUCAAGAGGCGAAAAUUCGAGUCCAAGGAAGAAAAAGCAAGAGGAAGAACAGGAAGUUUGGAAAUGGUGGGAAGAAGAAAAGAAAAAUGAUGGGACAAAGUGGACAUUUUUGGAACAUAAAGGACCAGUAUUCGCACCUGCGUAUGAGCCACUUCCUCCCGACGUGAAGUUUUAUUAUAAUGGAAAAGAAAUGAAAUUAAGUCAAGAUGCAGAGGAAGUUGCAACUUUCUAUGCACGCAUGUUAGAUCAUGAUUACACUACAAAACCAGUAUUCAAUUCUAAUUUCUUUCACGAUUGGCGAGAAGUAAUGACUGAAUCAGAAAGAGCUAAAAUAGAAGACUUAAGUAAAUGCAAUUUUAAGGAAAUGCAUGCAUAUUUCCUUCAAAAAAGCGAAGAACGAAAGCAAAUGACAAAAGAAGAAAAGCAAAAGAUAAAAGAAAAGAAUGAAGAAAUUCAAAAAGAAUAUGGUUUUUGUACAAUUGAUGGACAUAAAGAGAAAAUAGGUAAUUUCAAAAUUGAACCUCCCGGAUUGUUCAGAGGUCGUGGUGAGCAUCCUAAAAUGGGCAAACUGAAGAAAAGGGUAAUGCCUGAAGAUAUUCUUAUUAAUUGUUCCAAAGAUUCGAAAAUACCUCAGCCACCAUCGGGUCACAAAUGGAAAGAAAUUCGACAUGAUCCUAAUGUUACUUGGCUUGCAUCUUGGACAGAGAACAUUCAAGGACAAGUGAAAUACGUCAUGCUUAAUCCGUCGAGUAAGCUUAAAGGAGAAAAAGACUGGCAAAAAUAUGAAACUGCCAGAAAAUUAGCGCAGUCUAUAGAUAAAAUUCGUGCAGAAUAUAGAGAAGAUUGGAAGAGCAAGGAAAUGCGUAUAAGGCAAAGAGCUGUUGCCUUGUAUUUUAUAGAUAAAUUAGCUCUAAGAGCUGGUAAUGAAAAGGAUGAAGAUCAGGCUGAUACUGUAGGUUGUUGUUCCUUACGAGUGGAACACAUUUCGUUGCAUGAACAAAAAGAUGGAAGAGAAUAUGUAGUUGUAUUUGAUUUCUUAGGUAAGGAUUCUAUAAGAUAUUACAAUGAAGUGCCAGUAGAAAAGAGGGUAUUCAAAAACUUACAACUUUUUAUGGAGAAUAAAUCACCAAGUGACGAUCUUUUUGAUCGUCUCAAUACAACUGUUAUGAAUAAACAUUUAAAUGAAUUGAUGGAAGGUCUCACUGCUAAAGUAUUCAGAACAUAUAACGCUUCGUGGACGUUACAACAACAAUUGGAUAAAUUAACAAACCCCGAUGAUUCAGUAGCUGAAAAAAUUUUAUCGUACAAUAGGGCAAAUCGAGCAGUUGCAAUUCUAUGUAACCAUCAACGUUCAGUGCCUAAAACUCACGCAAAAUCUAUGGAAAAUCUUAAAACUAAAAUAGAAGCUAAAAAACAGGCCAUAGCCGACGCAGAACUUGCUGUAAAAGAUGCUAAACGUAACGCAAAACAUGGAUCUGUUAAGGAAAAAGAAAUAUAUGAAAAGAAAAAGAAAGCUCUAGACAAGUUAAAGGAGCAGUUGACAAAGUUGGAAGUCCAAGCAACAGACAAGGAGGAAAACAAAGAAAUUGCAUUAGGCACUUCCAAGCUGAAUUAUCUAGAUCCUAGGAUUAGUGUUGCAUGGUGCAAGAAGAAUAACGUCCCUAUUGAUAAAAUUUAUAAUAAAACUCAAAGGGAUAAAUUCAGAUGGGCUAUAGACAUGGCAGGACCUGAUUAUGUCUUUUAACCCUAUAGAAGGUUGACUGUUUUGCAAAAAAAAAACUCCCACUGAUUGUAUUUAGUGAAUUUUUCGUUUUAAUAACAGGAAGAAAAGUAAUGGUAUAAUUUUCUAUAUUUACAAAAAAUAAAUGUGAAAGUGCGAGGACAUAUUUUAUAUAGAACACUACGUUAAACUUCGGUAAUGACUUUAUAUUCAAUAUGUAAUUAACACAUAUUCGUAGUAGUCUAGUGCUGAUCGCUUAGCAAUCAUUGCGUGAAAAUUUUAGCGGUCGUAUUUGCAUAUAGACGUUUAAUUAAUCUUAUAAAUAUUAGGAAUGAAAAUUUAAUAGUUUGAUGAAAAUUUAAAUUCUCUAGGUAGAAAUUUAUAAUUAUCAAUUACAAAAAUCAAGCGAGAUUUGUUCAAGUGACCUAAAUUUAGAGGUAUAUAGCUCAGUUACUUCAUUAGAAGAAAAAUUUUACUACCUCUAAAUUUAGAAGUACACAAAAAACAUAAGCUGUUGCAUUGUAAAUAGAUCUAUUCAUGAAAACAUUGCCAGCUAAUUUAAAAGUAUAGUAAGUUGAUAAAAAAACGCAUUUUUCAAACAACCAUUUAAUUUUAUGUUCCUUUAGUUUGACAAUUUUCUUAUGAAGGUACGAUAUCAUUACUGAAGAAAUUAUUUGUAUUGUGCAUUAUGAUAUUAUAAAAUAUUAGUCUUGCGCUCUGUGCAAAGUUAUUAGGGUCAACGUUAUUAAAUUAAAAAUUGUGAGUUUAGUAAACUUGAUUGGAACAAAUUGUCCCAAAAAAUCAUUAUUACGACAUAGUAAUGUAUUUAAAAACUAGAUCAUCGCUCUUAGCGAUUUAUGUUUUAUAAAAUAAUGUUUAGAUCAUAAUAAAUGUGAACACAGUGUAUCCUUAA